Messenger RNA from Lethenteron reissneri (Far Eastern brook lamprey), 2071 nucleotides. RefSeq names its product meiosis-specific nuclear structural protein 1-like. NCBI's taxonomy places the organism in Eukaryota, Metazoa, Chordata, Hyperoartia, Petromyzontiformes, Petromyzontidae. Gene Ontology annotation, cellular component: motile cilium. The record is from RefSeq and is a predicted model, not a curated record. Gene Ontology annotation, biological process: cilium organization.
GGUGGUGGAGGCGGCGGCGGCGAGAGGUGGACGCGAGGUGGACGCGUGGUGGACGCGGCCGGGGGCUUUGUGAUCGUGGAAAGAAGGUCGGAGAGUUGCGUGGGUGCUUGCAAUGAAGUCAUGUCUGGGCGUAAGAACCAAGGACGUUGUCACCAAAGGGCUUUAGUACAUGCCCGUCAAGUAGAAAGUCAACGAGAAGAGCAGAAGAAGUGGUUAUCAGAAGACAAGCAGUUUGCUGCCAGUUUAAGGAGCGAAGAGCAGCAGGAGACCCGACGAGGGAUACGCAGCCUCCAGCAAGAACAAUAUGAGCAGCAGCAGAAGGAAGCCCAAUUAAAGGCUGAAGAAAUGAAACUUCUGAGGGAGCAGCGGUUGGAGCAAGAAGAAAGGAUUGCUCGUGAAAUGGAAAAAAUCAGGCUUGAUCAAAUCAGGGACGAGAAAAUGAGGUUGCAAAUAAGAGAAAAUAGCCUGGAGUUGAGAGAGCUGGAGGCAAAGCUCAAGGCUGGCUACACUCAACGUGAAUGGGCGGCACAGAUUGCAGAGAAACGUACUACGCUUCUUGAUACAAUGAGGCAUGAGGCAGAGAGUGCUCGACAAAUGAGAGAAGAGUACGAACGUGAGAGCCAAGUGGAGCAGAAAAAGGCACAUUUGCGCUGGGAGCAGACCGUGAGAUACCAGCAGGACCUGGAGCAGCAGCUGGAGGAAAAGGAGCGACGCAAGCAGGAGGGUUAUGAGGAGUUCCUUCGGGAAAAGCUCAUGGUUGAUGAGAUCGUCCGGAAGAUAUAUGAGGAGGAUCAGAGAGAGAUAGAGCUGCGGCUGGAAAAACAACGGGCAACACAGCAUUACAUCCAGGAGUUCCGCGAAAAACGAGAAGAAUGGAAAAAAAUGGAGCAGGAUAGAAUGGAAGAGGAAAAUCGAAAGCUCAUGGAGUUUGCACAUCUUCAGGAAAGACGUAGGGAGGACCAUAUGGCCCAAAUACGGGAGAGAGAGGCUCUCAAGGAUGUGCUGCAUCAGCAGCUUGCAGAGAGAAUUGUGACUGAGAAACAGGAGCGUGAAGAGCUCGAACAAAUACGGGAGGAGCUCCUCCUCGAAGAGCAAGAGGAGGCUGCACGUCAGAAGGAAAUUGCCGAAUUGGAGAAAAAGAUAAGACAACGUUUGGAGUGGCAGCACACAUAUCAGGAGGCUUUGGCGCUAAAGCAGCUACAUCUGCAAGCACAGCAUGAAGAGGAGGAACACUUCAGGCAGCAGAUGCUGGUGAAGUUUGCUGAAGAUGAUCGUAUUGAGCAGAUGAAUGUUCAAAAGAAGCGCAUGAAACAACUUGAGCACCGCCGUGCUGUACAAAACCUGAUUGAAGAGAGACGAAAACUUUCUCAGGCUGAGCAGGAACGUGAGCUGAAGGCUCAGAAAGAGGCUGAUCAGGUUGAGAUGAUGCGUCGAGCCAUCAUUGAAGAGGAGAGACAAAAACUGCUUAAGGAACAUGCAGCUAAACUUCUUGGAUUUUUACCCAAGGGUGUAUUUAAAGAUGACAAAGAUCUGGAAUUAUUCGAUGAGAAGUUCAAACAAACAUACCGCAAGCAAGAGGAAAAUCAAGUUUCAGAUGACAGCUUUCAUUUCUAAAAGCUAUAGAACACAAUGGCAAACUUAAAGCUCUCAUUCAAUAUAUCAGUAAUAAUCAGAAAAUUCACAUACAGUAUACAAUGUUAAGAAUUCUGCAAUGUUUGAUUGUUUUAGGUAACCGUUAUAUUUUCAUGUUAUUCUUUCGAAAUGUGUAAUUUUAAUAUUCGUAUUUGUAUCUUAAAUGGUGUGCUUUUUUUGUUCAUAAUUAUCUGUGAUAAAGCCGUUAAGGUUAUUUUAUGAAUUCAAACUUAAAAGAUUAAAACAAAUUGAGAGUAGAUAAAAUUAGCAUGUGUAUGUAUGCCUAACAUGAGAGAACCCUCUGGUUGAUUCUAGAUUUGAAGCUUUCGUGACUGCAAGGAUUCAUACUCUUAGGUUUUUUCGGUAAAGUCACGUAGGUAAAAAUAAAUAAUAAUAGAAAUAAUAAUAAUAUAAAUAAAAUAAUAAAUCACGACGUUUC